AUGGCCAAUCAGACUGUGGUGACUGAGUUCUUCCUCCAAGGCCUGACGGACACCAAAGAGCUUCAGGUGGCCGUUUUUCUGCUCCUGCUGCUUGCCUACCUUGUGACUGUGUCUGGGAACCUGACCAUCAUCAGCCUGACCUUGCUGGACACGCGCCUGCAGACACCUAUGUACUUAUUUCUCCGGAAUCUGUCCUGCUUAGAAAUUUGGUUCCAGACAGUCAUCGUCCCCAAGAUGCUGCUCAACAUUGCCACGGGGACCAAGACCAUUAGCUUUGCUGGGUGCAUUACCCAGGACUUUUUCCACAUCUUCCUGGGGGCCACAGAGUUCUUCCUCCUCACAGCCAUGGCCUAUGACCGGUACAUUGCCAUCUGCAAGCCCCUCCACUACCCUGUGCUCAUAAGCAGUAGAGUCUGCACAGAGCUCAUCCUCACCUGCUGGCUACUAGGGUUCUCCUUCAUCAUAGUGCCUGUCAUCCUGACCAGUCAGCUUCCAUUCUGUGAUACCCACAUCAACCACUUCUUCUGUGACUACACGCCUCUAAUGGAGGUCGUCUGCAGUGGGCCAAAGGUGCUGGAGAUGGUGGAUUUUACCCUGGCCUUAGUAGCACUGCUCGGCACCUUGGUACUGAUCACCCUGUCCUAUGUCCAGAUCGUCCGGACGAUUGUCAGAAUCCCCUCUGUCCAGGAGAGGAAGAAGGCUUUCUCUACCUGUUCCUCUCAUGUCAUUGUGGUUACCAUGUGUUAUGGCAGCUGCUUCUUUAUGUAUGUCAAGCCCUCUCCAGGAAAGGGGGUUGAUGUCAACAAGGGAGUGUCUCUAAUCAAUACAAUUAUUGCCCCCCUGUUAAAUCCCUUCAUCUAUACUCUGAGGAACCAACAAGUCAAGCAGGUAGUGAAAGACCUUGUCUGA
Messenger RNA from Cercocebus atys (sooty mangabey), 909 nucleotides. RefSeq names its product olfactory receptor 2AP1-like. The record is from RefSeq and is a predicted model, not a curated record. Gene Ontology annotation, molecular function: G protein-coupled receptor activity; olfactory receptor activity. The transcript has a single exon. Gene Ontology annotation, cellular component: membrane. NCBI's taxonomy places the organism in Eukaryota, Metazoa, Chordata, Mammalia, Primates, Cercopithecidae. The coding region runs from base 1 to 909 and encodes 302 amino acids. Gene Ontology annotation, biological process: G protein-coupled receptor signaling pathway.